ACUGGAUUUACGAGUUUUACAACUGGAAUACAAUGAAAAUGAUGGACGGACGAAUAUACGCUCUCUGUGUGCUAACUUUAAUAGUUUUCAAGAUCUCAUUUACAAGCUCCGAGACAGUAGAAUCAGAUGGACCUAUUGAUACUCCUUCAGAUUUAGAUUCACGUUUACGCGGAAUAAACACAUUGUACGACUUUCUUCCUGCAGACGCAGACGACAUUGAAAGAAUGGACAAAAGAAGGUCGUUGUUUCGUUUUGGAAAACGCCGAUCUUUGUUUCGUUUUGGCAAACGUGGAAGCAUUUUACGAUUUGGAAAGCGCAACGUGCCGUACGAUGUAGAGGAUUUUGAUAUAAACGAGUAUAACCCAUCCGAUUUCUAUGCUUUUAACGAAGAUCCCAGGGCUGAAGCCUUACCUCUUUCAGACAAAAGAAGUUCACUGUUUCGGUUUGGUAAAAAGUCAAGGGACACUGAAGGCCUUUAUGAAAGAAACGCUGAAAAGGACAAGAAACCCCACGUGCCAUGGAGAUUUGGCAGAUUUCUGGAAAGACCAUUUAAAUUUGAAAAGCAAUAAAGUGUAAUAUUAAUUCAUUAUGAUUUAAAAUAAAUCACAUUAAUAGUAAUUAAUUCAAAAUCAAUUCAAUUCAAUUUCAAAUGUAUCACAUAAUAUUUACGUAUAAUAAAUUAAAAGUAAAUUCCAUUACUAAACAGAAGUAAGAUAAUCAUCUUUAAAAUAACAUAUAAUCAUACAUUUAAUUAUCGGAGUUUGCAGAUUCUGUGCUUGUGUUGGCCAAAUUUAUCAAUGCCCAAUGAACUUAUUAAUUAAGGGAAAAAUACUUGUACUUUAUAUUUAGAAAUCUUUAUAAAUGAUAUAUUAACGAUUACAAUAAAUGUCAUUUUGAUGCUUGAAUAUAGUUGCAAAGACUCCAAACGAAAACUGACAAAUCCAUAUUGCAUAUUUUCUUUCGGGUUUAAAAUGUGCUUGACGUGUUUCCAGCGCAGAGAGAAACAUAUAUUUAUAAUUUGAUUGUUCUAUUUCAACACGUGAUUGUUUUAUGG
Molecule: messenger RNA, 1054 nt
Organism: Ruditapes philippinarum (Manila clam)
Lineage: Eukaryota; Metazoa; Mollusca; Bivalvia; Venerida; Veneridae
Exons: 3
Coding region: 33-569 (178 amino acids)
Source: RefSeq, a predicted model, not a curated record